Messenger RNA from Brassica oleracea var. oleracea, 2717 nucleotides. RefSeq names its product protein disulfide isomerase-like 1-5. The record is from RefSeq and is a predicted model, not a curated record. Lineage: Eukaryota; Viridiplantae; Streptophyta; Magnoliopsida; Brassicales; Brassicaceae. The transcript has 8 exons. The coding region runs from base 281 to 838 and encodes 185 amino acids.
AAAACAGAAACACGUAACCCUUCUAUGUCUUUUUUUUCAGAUGAAAGAUCUCUUGAUCCAGUCUCUUUGUCGGUGCCUUCCAUUAAUCUCCUCGACAAAUCCCUAAACUGCUGUGAAAUUUUCACUCAAAGGAUGAAAGAAGAUAGAUCUAUUGAUUACUUCUGGAGAUUUCAAAUAUAGUUUUGUAAUACGAAGACACUACAAUUGGAUAGAUAGAUCCCGUCUCCUGUUUAAUCACGAAGAAAAAGCCUCAGGUGGUUUCAGAUCGGAAAAGAAUCAGAUGACGUAUAACGGUGUUAAUGGUGUUGUGAAACUUCUGUUUCCUGAGCUCAAGGCUAGUGAUGUGUUUAUUGGCAUGGUUAAAACUAAGGCGGAAAGGUACACUAAGUAUGGUAAGCUUGCUGCUGAUUGUGGAAGACCUUUCUUGUUGAUAGAUGGAUCUUACAAAAUGGAGAAGAUAUUGGAGUUUCUAGGCAAGAAAAAGUUUCCCUUGAUUAAAAAAUCGAGUGAAAGCAAUACUGCUUGGGUUUAUUCCACUCCUAUUAAGCUUCAGGUUAUGAUCUUUGCCAAGGCUGAUGAUUUUCAGAGUAUGGCUCCGCCUCUUGAAGAUAUUGCAAGAAGGUUUAAAUCGAAGCUCAUGUUUAUAUACAUUGAUAUAACAAAGGAGAACCUUGCGAUGCCAUUCUUGACCUUGUUCGGAAUAGAGGAUGCAAACAAAACUGUUGAUGCAGUGCUAAAAGAGAAGUGUAAGAUUGACCUGUGUGUUGUGAGGAUCACUGGCUCAAGUAACAUGUUUGAGGGAAUCAACUUAUCAAGAUGUAGUGAACUUAUGAAAUAAGAGGGAGAGUCGGCUGAUGCUGAUAUUGCAAGCUGUUACUACCACUGGUUGCUGCGAGGAAUCCAUGUUGUCACUACGACACAGGACAGAUCUGCAUGAUGUUGGACGUGGAAAGGUCAAAGUAUCAGUUAUCAAGAUGCAAAAGAAAACAACAACCAUGGGGAUCAACAUCUUAUAAUACGGUUAGUUAUUACUUAUCUCUUCUAAGUAAGUCGUAAGGUUUCUGAAGUAGGGCAGUGUAGAAUAAGGUUUUAGAUUAGAGAACCCUGCCUUUAGUUAGUAUGCUUUGUUUUGACUUGCUUGAGUGUUGCUUGGUAAGGGUAUAUGUUAAUGAUAGUCUUAUAUAACAUGCGCUUUAUUUUGAUAUGGUUUUAAAGACCAAAAAACUCAUGCAUCUGUCUAUAUCAAAAGAAUAACAAACUUAUUGCAUUCCAGAUUCGUUGGAAAAGAAAACAAAUGUUGUUUGCAUAACUAUUAGAGAACUUUGUGAACCAGCAAGCAUGCUUCCACCAUAGAACAUGUCAACUUCUGAGAUCUGCUAAGAACAAAUAGUUUUUAUUAUAUGUAAUGGGCGAGUCAAAACACAUUCCCUGGUUUUUAAAACAAAGAUCACAUCCAAACAAAAACUGUAUAUGACAUCAAAAAUAUGAAAAGACAUAACUUAUUACCUCAUUUGUUAAAGGUUGUCGAAAACUUCUUUGAAAACUACAUUCUUAGUUUGUUUAUGUGGUUUGCCAUCUUCGUCUAAAAUCAGAAUUUUCAAUCCCUUUUUGGAAGUCACUCUAGAAACAGCAACAUAUAACUGACCAUGUGAAAAGACAGGUCUUGGUAGAUAAAGACCUACUUGAGAUAGUGAUUGCCCUUGACUUUUGUUGAUUGUGAUUGCGAAAGCCACAGCAAGAGGCAUUUGUCUUCUUCUCAUUUUGAAUGGCAAUCUGGUGUCAGAAGGGGUUAUUAGCAAUCUAGGAAUAUCAACUAUCUCCCAAUUCUCUCUCCUGUUAUAAUCCUAGCUUGAACCAUAAAAUCCAUUACCUGAGUGAUCUGCAGUCGUCCCAUUCAUUAAGCCAUCAGAAGGAGCUAUGUUUCUCAAAACCAUAACAGGACAACCAACCUUUAGUCUAAGACUAUGGUUUGGUAAACCAGGAACCUUAAUUGUGUUUAGAAAAUCAGCACUAAGAGCUUCAUUGUUCACAGCACUUGUAUCAGAAGGAUCAAUGCUAUCAGCAUUAUUAUAAGUUUUUUCCUCACCUGAAAGAGAAAACAUAUAUUUGGAGAAUAAGACUCAAAUACAAAGAAAGCGAAAUCAAUAGAUGAAAAUAGCGAAAUUUACCUUCUAGCUUGUCCAACAUAUAUUCAUUAACUGUAUUAACAUCCUCGUUAGUUGGACAGAGGAUAGCUCUCUCUUGAAAAAACUUGGCUCUUUCUUUUCAUGCAAUGAAGUUGCUGUGCCAUAAAUCUCUUCGCUGAUUGCUUCUAUAGGAUCAUUACAGUCUGUAAUCAAAAAUUCAGGGGGAAUUUCUAUCUCUGCCUCACCAUCAUUAGGCUCUGAAAGUUUACCAUCACCAACUUUUAAUAUCCACUCUGAAAAUUCUUUAAGAUCCUUUGCCUCUGCUGGUGACAAUCCUGCUGAUAGCAAUCUCAUAUUCUUGAAGAGUUAAGAACUUUGCAGUGCGUCCAAAGAUAGGAUGAGUUAAGUGAGGCCAUAACUAUUUCAGCUCUACCAGCACCAUUUAUAACAGGCAAAACCUGCCUAAAAUCACCACCAAACACGAUAACCUUUCCACCGAAUGGUUGUGUGUCGUGUUUCCGAACAAUAUCAGAUAAACUUUUAUCCAAAGCCUCAAAACAAUGCUUGCUCAUCAUAGGCGCUUCAUCCCAG